This is a messenger RNA of Osmia bicornis bicornis, 1724 nucleotides long. RefSeq names its product lipid storage droplets surface-binding protein 2. Bases 646 to 1476 code for a protein of 276 amino acids. The record is from RefSeq and is a predicted model, not a curated record. NCBI's taxonomy places the organism in Eukaryota, Metazoa, Arthropoda, Insecta, Hymenoptera, Megachilidae. Gene Ontology annotation, biological process: positive regulation of triglyceride storage; lipid storage. Gene Ontology annotation, cellular component: lipid droplet; cytosol. The transcript is spliced from 4 exons.
CCAUUGAGAUAUGGACAAGAAUUCCGGAGUUGGCUUGGAUGGUUGGACGCAACUUAGGCCUUUUUUAGUUAUAAAUAUAAAUAAACUCAUGUUUCCCUUAUCAAAGAUUAUUUCAAUAAUUAUCGCAAAUAAUUAUAAGUUCAUAAACAUUUUGAUGGUAAUCUUCUAAAAGAAAUUUUUUUUAAUCAAUGCAUCUUUUAUUUUAAACGAAAAUAUCUUUAAUAAUAUUUUACUAUUUAACAUGUUUUUAGUAUAUUUGUAAUUAGUUAAAGAUAUAAAAUCAAAAUGUAAAUUUUGCAAUAUCAUUUUUGUUAUAAAAAUAUGUAUGUAUUACGUGUAAAGAGACAUGAUAGUAGCGCACUCAUACGCCGUUUUAAGAAAUACCGAUAUCGUAUUCUGAAAAAUUCCACGGACUUAUAAUACUUUGCAACAGAAGAAUAAGUAAUUUGUAUUAUAUUGUCGAUUGUCGAGCAAACAAUUCCCCAGUAAAACAACUCAGAGUUCAAAGUUUAUGUUUAGCUAUUGAGAAAAACGAAGCAAAUGUAAGAGUACGCAUUUUGAAGGAGAUUUGUUAUACUGGAUAUUUAAUUUAUGAUAAAAUAAUUAUUUUACCUAUGAUAAAGGAUUUACUUAUUAGUUAUUAAGAUGGAAGUAGAAUUACCAGAUUGUAUUUAUAAAAUACAAGCUGUUAAUCGUGCACGUCAAAUACCAAGUGUAAAUUAUUUGUGGGAUAAAUCUAUGGAAGUAUAUGGUCGUGUGAAAGAGACAAAUGUAUUCAUUCAUUGGGCAUUUAACACAAUGGAAAAUGUUUUCAAUAUCGUAAUGGAAAAAUCAUUACCAGUAGCUAAGUUAAUGGAAAAGCCAAUUUAUACUUUGGAUAAAACACUUUGUCAAGGACUGGACUAUGUAGAAGUAAAGUUGCCUAUAAUCAAGGAAGAACCAAAACAGAUAAUUAAUCGUACUAAGUCUAUUGUAUCUAAACGUCUGAAACCAGCUGUUAAAACAUUAACUGAAUUAAAACAAGAAACCAAACAUAAAGUUAGAGUUAUGACAUUACUAACUUAUUAUAAAGUUCAUUACUUAAGGAUAUAUAGUUGGCAACAGGCAGAUCGAGUAAUGUCAACUGAAACAGGGAUUAAUAUUUUAAAGACUGUCGAUAAUACUACUGAUUUUGUUGAGUUAAUGUUAGAUAAAUAUUUGCCUGUUCCUUAUGAUGAAUUUCAUAGUAAUGAAACAGAAAAAUUAUGCAAUGAAGAUGGAAAACUACAUCAUACUGUGGAAAGGCUGAGUGAAUUUAGUUCUCGUGCUUCACGACGUAUUUACUUUGCUUUAAUAGAUAGGUGGCAACACUUGUACAAAAUAGAAAUUCUUAUUUUAAUAUUAUACACUCUUAUUGUUAUUCAAACAAUUAAAUGUUUAGAAUCAACAUUGUCGUUCAUUUUUAAAUUACUUAACAACUGCCUUGUCUCUCACUAGGAUGAAUGUAAUCUGUGAUAAACAUAUAAAACACUAACAGUGUAUUAAUAUUACUUUUAAAUUCCUGUUUGUUGAAUGUUUAUUAUAAUAUAUUUGAGAUUAAAAUUCUUGUCAUCUAGAUAUUAUGCAGUAUAAAUUAAAGCAAGCAAAUGCGGUAUUGUGAAUGAUUUUGUAAUAUCUUUAGUUUAUAUGUUGUAUUUUAUUUAUAUAACUGUAAAUUAUAUGAUUUUAUAAUCAUAUAAAAAAUA